Messenger RNA from Nilaparvata lugens (brown planthopper), 2173 nucleotides. RefSeq names its product lipase member H-B. The record is from RefSeq and is a predicted model, not a curated record. The transcript is spliced from 8 exons. Gene Ontology annotation, molecular function: lipase activity. Lineage: Eukaryota; Metazoa; Arthropoda; Insecta; Hemiptera; Delphacidae. The coding region runs from base 411 to 1256 and encodes 281 amino acids.
GGAAACUCCAGUCGACCAGUUCACCAUCAACCGUCGUUCCGCGAGUGUCUUCUCUCCUUUUACAGCAAACUACUUCUCUCUCACUCACACUUACACCUCCUCCAUUUCUCCGUCACUCCACCAGAUUCAACACUCGAAGAUCUACUCAGACCACCGACCAAUGAGGAGCACUGUAGCAAUCCGGUGUGAGGCAAUGCAGCAUUCUGUCUGAAGCACCAAUCACGAGGCAGAACGGCUUCGAGGCCAGCCGAGUGAUGCAUCGGCGCUGCAAGUCACCUGAUGCCAGCUGCAGCCAACACCUGGGACGAGCAGCUGAAUUCACCCGCUGUAUCAGCUGCAGCAGCUGACAAUCAGCUGACAAACAGCUGUUGACAACCAGCUGACAAUCAGCUGUUGUCGACGACUAAAAGAUGCCAUGGCCAGUCUCGUUUGGCAAUCCCCUCUCCCUAGUUUUGAUUCUGCUCUUCGUACAAGGUAGCAUAGGGCUUUUUCUGAACGCGUUAGAUAUAAAUUAUUGGAGAUGUAAAAUAAAGAGAGGCAGAACGUGUCCAGAUGCCGACGUCAACAUUUAUUUCUACAAUAGAAACGUCUCGUACUUGAACCGAGGCGACUACAACGUGUUCACGAUCGACUGGGAGCCACUGACGUUCUUCCCGUGCUACCUGUCGGCGUUGAGCAACACGCGUCUAGUCGCGCAGUGCGCGGCGCAGUUCUACUCGCAUUUGACACAUAUGGGCGCACGCGCCGAUCACACGCACUGCGUCGGACAUUCGUUGGGCGCGCACGUUUGCGGCAUGAUCAGCAACCAUCUCACCACCAAGAUGUACAAGAUUAUCGGUUUGGACCCGGCACGUCCUCUGGUGCACCGAUAUGGCAACGAUGCGUUCAAGUUGACACGUGACGACGCACACAUAGUACAGGUGAUUCACACCAAUGCAGGCCUAUUGGGUGAGACGGCCCAGGUCGGUCACGUGGACUUCUGCGUCAACGGCGGACGUAUGCAGCCCAGCUGCACACGCGAAGGACGCCGCAUACGUCAAGCACGUUGCAGUCACUUCAUGAGCGCUUGUUUCUUCGCGGCAACAGUCAGCAACCGAGGCAAGCGUUUUGUCGGCGUUCCGUGCACUUCCUCCUGUAGACCCCUUUUGCCCUUCGGAUAUGCCAAGACUGUGUCUAUGGGCGAACACACACCUGAUGAUGCUAGAGGGACAUUUUGCUUGAGGAUGGCGGAUAACAAGCAAUGUCCUUUCGACUAAUUUCCGGCUGAUGGAUGAACUUUGAUGAAUGAACUGACUCUGGAGAUGAUUAAAUUUGUAACCAUUGAAAUUGAAUGAGAAAGUGUGAUAAUUCGUGAAAAUUAGCAAUAAAUUACAAUAUAGUGUGCCAAAAUUUUGGAUAUUUAUGUUUUUUAAAUUCAUAAUUUGUUCAAGAUCAUGUGUCGGUUGCACAGAAACCUGUCUAAUUUUAAACUGUGUUUAAUUUCAAGAGUAGCCUACCAAUCAGAGAAGCCUUCUUUUCAAAAUAGCCUUCUUUGAUUGUUUCUCGUAGAUUUAAUCAUGAUUAAAAAUUAACAGGUUUUUGUGCAACUGAGCUCAGUACAUUAAAAAAACAUUCUUGUUUAUAUGCUCAUAAUUAUUUUGCUAGUACUAUCAUAGAGAAACAAUAGCAUUAGCUAUUACGAUUUUGUUUCUCUAUGGUACUAUUGACACUAUUAUCAUAGUACAAAGCUGCAGUUUUUGUCACGUCUUCAUGAAUAUUUGCACACAUAAAUAAAUAUCGGAUAAUACCAGUGACUGCACACAUUGGAUUGAGUGUAUAUUAUGGCACACUGAUAUUAUAACUACUUGAUAUUAUUGUGAAGUACAGUGUAUUUCCUUUAAUACUGAUUAAGAUUGACUUGACUCUCUUAGUAAUAUCAUAGAUAAACAAUAGCGUAAUUGUGAUAUUGUUUCUCUAUAGUAAUAUUUUUCGAUCUUGAUGAUUAUGAUUUUAAUGUGGAUCAAUAGAGUUCCAUUGAUCAGUUGAAUUUCUACAGUAGAAAAAAACUGGAAUCAAUCAAGAUCCAAAAUGGUCAGUUUGUUUUUCUGAGAUAUUUUUAUCACAUCUUGUACAUUGUAAUAUUGUUAUAUCAUUUAUUGUUUAGAAAAGCUCAUUAUAUGAAAAUUCUACAAAU